UUGGACCUCGUUCAAGUCGUCAACUUCCGGGUGCUGAAGCGUUGCAAAACAGAUUGUACCAGACAGUCAAGGAAGAGGACGGUCUAUAAAGAAGUCCUGGGAAACACAGCUUUCGCAAAAUGAUGCUGUCAGAAGUCCUUCAGGUCCUCCGUGGAGCGGGUAAGGUGGGGUCUGCCCUGCUCACCACCCAAGGAGAACAGCUCAGGUUGAUGGCCUGCAACUCCUCUCUGGGAGCCGGGGUGAAAGUUGCACAGGAUGUGGUGGAGGGACUGGUGGGAACUGUAAUGGGAGGCAGCAGUUCGCAACAGUCAAUUAAGGAGGACGUUUUUCCGGAUGCAGAGGGAUGGGACAAUAUAGACCCAGAUGAAGCAGCCAAAUGGGCCAUGGGCUCUGAGUUUUCAGCUGAUGCUAAGGACGACAUCCAGACAGAAGCAGGAGCCUCACCGGGAGCUAAUCCUUCCAUGGGAGCUGCUCCAGCAGGGGCAGGCUGGCCUGGGCAGAGUGCUCGCUUCCUCCACACAAGCCAUUUCCUAAACCGGUACUACUCCCAGACCAGGUCGGUCCAUGACUCAGUAGUGGCCAGACUCUCACCAGAGGACAUUAAGAAAGCCAGGGAGGCCAAACAGGCCCUGGUCAAACCUGUCAGACAAAAGUUGAGCGAUCGUGCCCGAGAGAGAAAGGUACCUGCCACAAGAAUCAGCAGGCUAGUUAAUUUUGGGGGACUGGCAGUGGGUCUGGGGAUUGGUGCCAUCGCAGAAGUGGCAAAGCAGUCACUAGGAGGCAAACAGAGAGGAGAUAUGAAGGCCCUGUUAGACUCCCCUUUGCUCUCAGAGGCCAAUGCUGAGAGAAUAGUCAAUACACUAUGUAAGGUCCGAGGCGCUGCACUCAAGAUAGGACAGAUGCUCAGUAUACAAGAUAACUCCUUCAUCAACCCGCAGCUGCAAAAGAUUUUUGAGAGAGUCCGACAGAGCGCAGACUUCAUGCCCACUUGGCAGAUGAAUAAAGUUCUAGACGAGGAUCUGGGACCUGGCUGGCGAGAGAAGUUGCUCUCCUUUGAAGACAAACCAUUUGCAGCAGCUUCCAUUGGCCAGGUGCAUCAUGCAGUGUUAAAAGACGGCAGAGAGAUUGCAAUGAAAAUUCAGUACCCAGGAGUGGCAGAGAGCAUUCACAGUGACAUAAACAACCUGAUGUCUGUACUGAAAAUGAGUGUGGUCCUGCCAGACGGUCUGUUCGCAGACAGCAGUUUAGAGGUUCUUCAGAGAGAGCUUGCAUGGGAGUGUGACUAUAAGAGGGAAGCAGAGUGCGCCAAGAAGUUCAGGUCUUUGCUAGAGGGUGAUGAGUUUUUUGAAGUCCCUGAGGUGAUUGAUGAGCUGUCAGGAAAAAGGGUUCUGGCCAUGGAGCUGGUACAGGGUGUCCCACUGGAUCGCUGUGUAGAAUUGGACCAGGAGACGAGGAACCAGAUUGGUUUCAACAUCCUCCAGUUGUGUCUCAGGGAGUUGUUUGAAUUCAGGUUCAUGCAAACAGAUCCAAACUGGGCCAACUUCUUCUACAAUGCAGACACAAACAAGGUUGUUCUGCUGGACUUUGGAGCGUGCAGAAGUUACCCUGAGUCAUUCACAGAUGACUACAUACAGGUGGUUCAUGCAGCUUCUGUGGGCGAUCGAGCCACUGUUCUCUCUAAAUCAAAGGAUCUGAAGUUCUUGACUGGAUUUGAGGCCAAGGCCUUUGAGGAUGCCCAUGUGGAGGCGGUGAUGAUCCUCGGUGAAGCCUUUGCAUCUGCAGAACCUUUUGACUUUGGCACCCAGAGCACCACCCAACGCAUUCAGAGCCUCAUUCCAGUCAUGCUCCGCCACCGCCUCACCCCUCCACCUGAAGAGACUUAUUCCCUCCACCGAAAGAUGGCUGGCUCCUUCCUCAUCUGCUCCAAACUAAAUGCGAAUAUACCAUGCAGGGACAUGUUUCUGGAUGUGUAUAACACCUACAACCAGCGAAGGCAGGCUGAACAGGCAGCACAAGCCAGCGCAUAGAUGAGAGCGCCAUUUUUUUAGUUUCUUUUCCAUUAUUCAGGAUGACACCUAAUCCUUUUUCAGAAUGAACUGGACAAAGUUGAUCAGACUGAGAACCAGUCAAAUGUCCUUCAAAGAGGACUACAAGUGUGCUUGACUUUCAUUGCCUUUUCAUUUUUGUGCAACACUAUGUGUGUGAGCCGGUGAUGAGCCAUCGAAACUUGACACACAGGUUAAGAGAGUUAUUGAUGAUAAUAAUAAUCGAUGAUAAUGAAAUAUAUGGUGAGUAUCUGUUAACUUAAACAGUUUGAUUUGUCAUUUUGGACUUAUUAACCUAAUGAUCAUAGUUCAUACUCACAGAAAAUACACAGGACCGAGGCUAAUGCAGACUUCUGCAGAUGUGUGUGCACAUAUUCAGGAGACAAGAUAUGUAUCCUCGGGGCUCCCAUGGCUAAUGAAUUCAUGGUUCAGCGUGACGGUAAGAUCUGACAUAUUUCCAAGAGAACGGCUAUCUUCUGUCUUAAGGAGAGAUAAUAAGCCCUGCAUUGCCAGGCUGAUGCUGCCAAAUGGUGUCUUUUUUUUGUGCUGUCUGAUAAAUUGCCGAAUAAAGCUUUCUCCUAAAUGUCAUGACUGGCAGAAUAUGAGACGAUUAUCAGAGGAAUUAGUGAACACAGUCUAAAAGAGGCUGCUUCAGUAAUGGCCUUGCAUUUUGAAGUAUAUUUGACAUGAAACAGCAUAUUAUGAGAUUCUGUUUUGUAUGUGUUGACUCGAUGUGACACAUUUAUACUGUACUUUGUGUGUGCUGUGAAGUGCUUUUUAUAAAUAAAUAAAAAGUGAGCGAUAUUUAUCAUCAAUUGAACAUUA
Messenger RNA from Sphaeramia orbicularis (orbiculate cardinalfish), 2870 nucleotides. It is a transcript of the gene coq8b, whose product is annotated as coenzyme Q8B. Lineage: Eukaryota; Metazoa; Chordata; Actinopteri; Kurtiformes; Apogonidae. The coding region runs from base 120 to 2027 and encodes 635 amino acids. The record is from RefSeq and is a predicted model, not a curated record. The transcript is spliced from 16 exons. Gene Ontology annotation, biological process: ubiquinone biosynthetic process.